Limanda limanda (common dab) is the source of this 1239-nucleotide messenger RNA. It is a transcript of the gene c1qtnf6b, whose product is annotated as C1q and TNF related 6b. Gene Ontology annotation, molecular function: protein binding. The record is from RefSeq and is a predicted model, not a curated record. The transcript has 2 exons. Bases 4 to 732 code for a protein of 242 amino acids. NCBI's taxonomy places the organism in Eukaryota, Metazoa, Chordata, Actinopteri, Pleuronectiformes, Pleuronectidae.
ACCAUGAUGGUUUUGUGCCUGAGGCUUCUUCUGCUCCUCCCCCUGGUUUGCUGUGUCCCCUCCCCCUCUCGCCCCCCCUCCAGACUCUGCCGACGCUGCUGCGACCACAUCGAGCCGUCGCCGGCCACCGGCCAGUACCAGCUGCCCGAGGUCCGCACGGUCAUCAACAUGACCAUCCUCAAAGGGGACAAAGGAGACAGAGGAGAUAAAGGAACACCUGGGAAGCCCGGUCUGGAGGGCACGGCCGGCUGGCGAGGACCCGGGGGUCCCAAGGGCAGCAAAGGUCAGGCGGGCUCCCCCGGCGACGCCUGCAAGAUCCCUCACUCCUCCUUCUCCGUGGGCCGCAGGAAGGCCCUGCACAGCGUGGACUACUACCAGGCGCUGGUGUUCGACACGGUGUUCGUCAACCUGGACGAGCACUUCAACAUGUUCAAGGGCAAGUUCUACUGCUACGUGCCGGGCAUCUUCCUGUUCAACAUCAACAUCCACACCUGGAACUUCAAGGAGACCUACCUGCACCUGAUGCACAACGACAAGGAGCAGGUGAUCCUGUACGCGCAGCCCAGCGAGCGCUCCAUCAUGCAGAGUCAGAGCGUGAUGCUCAACCUGGCGCUGAACGACGAGGUGUGGGUGCGGCUCUACAAGCGCGAGCGGGAGAACGCCGUGUACAGCGACGACGUGGAUGUUUACAUCACCUUCAACGGAUACCUGGUGGCGCCGAGCAGCCAGUGAGAACCCGGGAGUAACCAGCAGAUCGGUAAAAAGCUCCGGGUCGGAUUAUUUACUUUUAUCCACUUUGUCCCAAGACAGAAGAACUUUACAGGACGUUACAAGUUUGGUGCUUUUUUUCCUCUCAGCCUGGAAAGAAACAUACGUAAAAAAUGGACUUCCCGUAAAACACAUUAGAAUCAAAAGGAGCAAUAAUUAAGAGGAAAGCUAACGAGUCACACGAUUAGGAAAGAAUGUUGAAUCACUUCCUUUUGUGCCAGAAAUACAAUGUUUUUCCUUCUUCUGUGCUGAGCUGCUUCUCCUCUCACAUCAGGGACUUUGUGUAAAGUUCUUUCACUCGUCAGGAAUCAUAAAUCUGUGCAAUCGUUUUUUAUAUUUGUGCUGAGAUGAGCAGUGAGAUUGAAAUGUGUUUGCAGAGGCUGAAUGUACACAUUCAAUUCCUCGGUGCCUUUCAGAAGAACAGUUUAGAGGGUCAGUUCAGCCGUCCUCACUUCUCCUGACAGAGUGUGG